AUGUCAACUGUACCGCAUCUGGCCCGCGAGAAAGACAAGCAAGACAAGAUAAAAAGUCUUUGACGAGGUCUCACUUAAAUGAAUUCACUCAAGGCUACUCGAGUGCCUACUCCGAAACUUCCUUGUUCAAAAUAACCAUGGUCAAAGCUUUUCGACUUGUUCUAACUAAAGCGAUCCCUUCUGAAGACAGAAGUCUUUGACGAGAACUCACUUAAGUGAAUUCUCUUGAACGCUGCUCCAGUUCUUACGGGAAAACUACCUAUUUCAAGAUAGCCAAGGUCAAAUUUUUCUGAUUUGUUUCCACUGAAUUUAACUUCUCAUCUGCUUCUAAUUCGAGGAAAUUUGAACUUUUCCUGCCAUCCGCACCGCAAUUAAGUCGUUCCGCUCGGACAACGUAGCGCAAGAAGGUACACUUAUGAUUUGUCGGCGGAAAAGAGGGGUUGUGGCGUAAGUCGAACCCCCGAGAGAUGAUAGUUGAUUGUCUUUGGGCGAGAGGCGCAAGACGGACUGGCCCACGCGACACGACCUGUGGCCCGCUUUUCUCUCUCUCCACUCACUCAUCGUUUUCCGACGCCACUCGUCCUCCUAAAGUCGCACGUUGUAACCGCGACGGCGCGACGAAAUUCGCACAUCCGUGUGGAUAUGACGAAUUGCGGCGGCGGCAGCGUCGCUUUCGUGCUCCUCUUCGGGAUUCUGAAGACGUUGGCGACGGCGGCGACGACCAGAGAGACUCCACAAGGAUGCAUCGUCAACCAGACGCACGUCCUCUGCGAACACUCCCCUCGCGACGCCCUGCCCUUGAGACAGGUCUCUUUUAUUAUUUGAUCUCCUAGUUUAUGAUCAUUUGUGACUAAUUGAUUGAUUGGUAGUGCAAUUCAAAGAUUACUACUUCCAAAAUGGGAAAACCUGAGAACGAAAUUCUUCCGUCUCUCAAAAUCUGAUUUAGUCGCGAAAAUAUCACUUGAGUAAGCCAAGUAACUAUCUAAAGAAAGCUGCUUAUUCUCCUGAGAAAGUUGAGAAUGUUGAAGUUUUUAAUAAUUCUGAUUUCCUAUUUAGAAAGUUGCUAAUAUUCCACUCAACUUGUACAAAGUCUUCCAAAAAGUACUCAGCAAUUAUUAUGUCAAGUUUUAUUAUUUCUCAAAAAAUUGAAUUUUCGCAAACCUAGACGGGAAACUUUCCUGGGAGGUUUAAAGGCACAUAACAUAGACUUUUAUUGAGGUCUCGACGCGAAGAACCUUUUCAUUGUUAUUUUGAGUCAUUCAAGGUUUCUGCACCUUCAAAUUACUAGAAAAAACUCUAGUAGACACUUAAGAGGUUUCUCAAGGUCUACUUUUAGAGGAGACUAAAGUGGCCAUUAAAAAGCCUCUGUGGAAGCUAAUAUUUUCCUUUUUAGUGGCCGUUACUGUAGUUUUUAAUGGUCUAGGAGUACCACUUUAAGUCCUUAAAGACCCCUUAAAUAUGAGUCAUUUAAGUGACUACUAUUUCGACUCCUAUAGUGGCCACUAAGAAGUCCAAAACCCAGAGUAGCCAACUUUCCCAGUCCCCAGUUGGAAAAAAGUUAAUUUUUUCUCUUCGGUCUUUUAAACUUUUUCAUGAUUUUCUUCAACUAUUCAACUAUUUUUCAGUUGAGAGACGCCCGUAGCCUGAGGAACGUCCACUCGAUCAUUGUCCACAACGCUUUCAUCGACUUCACUUCCGACAUUUUCAAUUUCGGUCGGUUUCUUUUCAAUAUUCUGCUCAUUCUGUUUGUCCUUCUCAUUAUACCUUGCUUCCUGGCUCUUUUCUAUUUGUUCUUUACGCCCAAAAAUGCUCCGUUUCGCACCGAAUGGGUGCCGCGGGAGCCUGACAGCAAAAAGUUGUAACGUCAAUCUCCAAUGUUUUUUAUUGAACACUUGCAGGCCAUCACUCACAACUCGGUGUGUAAUGGGCCAUUAUUUAUUGAGGCUUUGGGACUUCAUCAUUGGUUGUAGGCUUUCGUACUUGUAUUUGUAGAAAAUAAAAAACAAUCGCUUUGAAAUUGAGACUUUUUGAAACAAAAAAUGUGCGUCUCUCUUUUUUUAUCGACUUUCCAAUGAUAAUUGAAUAUUUAAAAUAGACUGGCUCUAAUUUAUUAUAAGAGUUAUCUAAAAACGAAACGAGUUAAAAAAAAAACAAGAAAUGAACGUUAAAGUUUGAUUUGAAAUUAUUUUGAAUAUUUCACUUUUCUUGGGAUUAAUGUGGCAAAAAUUUUUCUGAUUUUAGUCCGGCUAAACUUCCUUUCAAUUUUUUUUAGAAACCUGAAAUCUCUGACAAGGGAGGUCGUUUUAUUCUGCGGCUGGGGGAUUUCCUGAGAGUUGGCCAAAAAUUCCUCGACGUACCAAAAAUGUCUUGAAAUCCUGCGCAACUUCUUAUUUCUUGAGAAAUGAGGGCUCAAAAUACCCUAUAUCCACGGAUUUUGAAAGUUUUCUUUGAAUUUGAGAUGCCCUUUCUUACAAGCUAGAAAUUUUGUCACGUUGAGGCUUUCACUAUCUUUUGUUUCUUUUGCAACUAAUGCCCAGCCGCAAAGUAAAGCGACCUUCUUUUUUGAGAAUUUUUAACUUUCUUUUGAACUUUUCGCAAGGACUAUUGUAUCAACUCCAUUAUUUUUUAGUCUACUCUUUAAGGUGGACUAAUUCCCGUUACUGGUUAUUCUACUUCUCUCUUAUUCUGAACUAUUUUUGAUUAUUAUUUUUCUAACAGUAUGCAGUGAAUAAACCUAUUAUUAUCAUUAUUUUUGAAUUAAUUUCGGAUUUUAAGAGGAUUCGCUGCCCAGCGUGAGUCUUCUCGAUGCCAAGUCCAACAAGGUCGACCGGAUCGGCCGGCGAGGCUUCGACAAACUUCACAACGUCGAAUUCCUCUACUUAUCACACAAUCAAAUCACGCACGUCCAACACGAUCCGUUCCUCUCUCUGCAAAAGUAUGAAUUUUCGCAUUUUUAGUGGAAAAAACGACAAAAAUAGAAUUCGACCAAACAAAUUCAAAAAAUUAAAAGGAGGGAAGAGUUAGAUUCGACCUUCAAACUGUUUAUUCGAAUUUGGCUUUUUUACAAUUAAAAAAAAAUCGUUUUCUACCCUUUCACGGGAAGAGUCCGUCCGCCGUGAUUAGAAAGCCCUUGAGUACCUGCGUCUCUCUGUUCUCUCACUCGCUAGAUCAGAGAAACACGAAAAUAGCACAUCAACGAGAGAGGGUUACCGAGAGACGAGGAGAGCGCAAAGAACUCCGGUCCUUUCAAAUAAUCAUAAAUAAGUCGCGACGAACGGACUAUAUGAACCGAAAGUCGCUCCAAGGCUAUUUGUUACCGUAAUCAAGCUUUCAGACUGCAACUCCUGGAGAUGAACGAAGCGUUCGGCGACAUCGACGCUUCGGCCAAGGAAUCCGCCUUGACGACGUUGUUCAGCUCCCAGAACUCCUUCAAAAACCUCAUCGACAUCCAGCUCAACAAUAACAAUAUUCAGCUCAUCGACAAGGACACUUUCUGCAAUGUUGGUCUAUAUUUUCAAAAAAUUGAGGGGAAAAUGUUAGAGGACGGUUAGAUUGAUAAUAUAGCCGAUACGAAUAUUUUGCAAGUCGUUAUGAAGUCGGGUGCAGAUAUAACUAACCGAAAACGUUGAGCCAUUCCUCGUGCGACCAAUAACAUUCCAUUUGAAGAGGACCCAUUAUACUUUUGUAAUAUUUGAAGGAAAUUUUUUUAUGAAACAGAAAAAAGUUUUUUCGUUUUCAAAUUUACGCAGAAGAUUUGACUAAAAUAGCGCUACAAACUUUAAAAAAAAAUUUUUUUCUCAUUUUUUUAAAAAAAGCUUUUUUUGGGGUGUUUUUUUCAGUAAAUAUGUACUGAAUUGAAUUUAAAAUGUACUUUUCCAGGUGAAAGGCCUCAAAAGACUGGAAUUGUCGGAAAACGAAAUUGAAAAUUUCGACUUUGUCAGUGCAUGUCUUUCGGCCUUGGAAGCUCUUGACGUUUCCGGGAACAAAAUUACGACGGUUGGUUUUUUGAGUCCAGGGAAACUAUGAGUUUAGUUAGGUUUUCAGUAUCGAAUUUGAUUCAAAAAGACUUUUUAUUUUAUGAAAUUAUGUUGGGAAUAUGAUAUUCUUAAGAACUUGAGGGCCGAAAGUUGGAAAAAAAUAACUUUUUAGAGAGUUUUCUCUCGAAGAGCUCCUGUAAGCUAACGAAAGUUAUUCAAACAAGACCUUUUUUUCAUUUUUGUCAUCAAUUCAAUUUUUGUCACUUUAUUGAAUGGAAAAGGAAAAGCUGUCAAUGAAAAACCGAUAAAUGGAAAAAUGAAACUUUACAAUUCAACAUCCAAUUUUCUCAUUUUAUAAUAGUCCAAAUCAUUUCGCAGGUCAGUGACGAGGUCUGGGAGUCGCUUCCAUCUUUGUCUUCUUUGGAUGUUUCUGGAAACCCGCUUCAUUGUGAUUGCCAGCUCGUCAAACUGGCCAAGGAUGAGAAAAUCCGAUUUCUGAAUCAGGUCGGUUUUCGCAAAAAAACUCAGUAACAAUUUAGAAAUUUUGCUUGAGAAAGUUCUUAAUAAUUUUGAAAUUUUGUGUUUUUUUGCUUUUUGAAUGAUCUCAUAAAAAAAAUAAAGAUUUGUACUGGAAACCCCUUUUUUUCCCCCUUUUUAUUUUUUUAUCUGUGCAAAAAAAGUGAAAGAAUGGUUUUGAAAGAGAAAUGAUUGGCAUGAAAGCCUGAAAUAAAUAAAUAAAAAGGCGAAAAUAUAUAUAAUUUUUUUCAGGGAAAAAAACGUUUUUGCGCAACUCCUGCUAAAUAUGCUAACAAGAGCGUUUUCGACAUCGGCGACGAGAUUUGCACGACUUCUGGAGGCAGUUCUUUCGUCCACUUUCUGUUCUUGACAAUUAUCGCUGCUUGUGGUGAGUUUCAUGAAAAAAUGUAUCAAUCGAAAAAUGUUUCUUGUUAGAAAAAGAAUUUUCCUAACGAGGAGGUAAAUUCAAAUAGAUUUAGACACAAUGAGAAUCUCUUUUAAAUCUUGAGUCUUUAAUAAUAAUAAUUUAUUCAUCCACAAGGCGAAAAGAAUAAAUAAAUUAGAACCGGUUUAAGGUCACCCUCACGAGUGACUUCACCGGAUAGGAAAUACAAUAGAUAUCACAGUUGAUAAAAUACACGUAUAAGCAUAUUGAGAUUUUUGAGAUCAUAGUAGCCGUCUCUUUAAAUAAAAUGAGGAAAACUUGAAUUUGACGGCUUGAAACUCUAAUUUCUGAUUUCUGAAAAAAAAAGAGAACUGUCUUUUUUUUUAGAGCUUUUAUUCUCAAUUAGGAGGUAAAUUCAGAAGAAGCACCCUGAUAAAUCCGUUUUGAAUCUAGGAUUUUCGAGAAAAAAAAAGUUGAUUGAAAAUUUCAAGCUUUGAGAGCUUAGAAGUCUAAGUUGUAAUUUCGAAAAAAAGUUUAAUUUUUUUCAGAAUUUUUUUAAUUAACUCAAGCUUAUGGGAUGCAUUUUGGAAAUAACUUUUAAAUAUACUGGAAGUUGGGACCUUUAUUUCUAUAGCUAUUUCUUGCAAUCAAAACCUCUAAUGCCGAGUUCAGAGUGGUUCCGAGAAGUAAAAAAAUAAUCUCUGUUCUUCCAAAAACUUAGUGAUCUUUUUCACUUUUUGACGGCUAUUCCGAAUAACGCAGAAUCACUUUCAACACGGCAUACUCUUCAUAAAAACCCUCCAACUUUGUUGCAGUACUUUUUCGCCUACCGUCGCUAUCGGCGAAAACCGGCAGCGGUCGGCUACGAGCACAUUGAACGCGAAGUUUCUCCCCAAUUUGUAUGAAAUCUCUCGCCUUCAUGAAUAUACGGGAAACUUUUUUUGAAGAUUAGAUGUGAUUUUUUUGAAUAAAUUAUUGAUUAAUUUUUGGUUUAAUUGAAAAAAAAUUCCGUUUUCUUUCGAUUCCAGACUUUGACACUGCUUCAUAGUUCAACAGUUUAAGUUUUUUUCACAGAGAAGUUAGAAAAAAUACACAGGAAUUAAAAAUUAGAAACGGUUCAAGUUCUUUAAAGCCCAUUAAAAUCAAAAAAUCAGGUCUGUUGAUUUCUUUGAAGUGUUCAAACGCGGUUGAAAAUAAGAAGACGUUAAAAAAUCAAGUUGUUAAAAUCAGGAUUUCCCAGGAGAUUUUCGGAACUUAUUCAAAUUUCCCAUUUUUGUGAAUUAUUUCAACAGACCUCCCCCAUUUGCAACCACGUCAAACCAAGUGACAACGGAAAAGGAAAGAGGAAAAAAAAACUAGGACCGUCGGUCAAACGUGGUGACAUUGAGACGGUUCGGAGAUGUCGAUCUCGAGACCCCUUCGGAAAGUCUCCUUCUCGGGAUGAUAACCGACACCUUCAAGGGCAGCCGCCUUUGCAACCACUUUACGGCUCCUCCGGACAGUCAUCUCACUCGUUUUGUUCUCCUUCUUCGCUUUUUAUUGUUCAAAAGACCUUUUUCGCUCAAAAUUUACUAUUUCCAUAGUCAGUUUUUCCCAAAUUGAAAUUGGGUAGAUAGGAAAAAAAAAGUAACUCGCGUUUAACCUCGAGUUCCCCGUCGAAAGCCGCGUCGUUUACGCAACGCGUCGUCCUUGCGAGUCCUUCCAUCUGGCGUUUCAGUCCGGGAUCUAUGGGAUAUCUAAGCUGUUCAAAACUCCUAUCUGACCUUUUUAAAGGGGAAAAAGCUUCUAAAAAACGCUAAAUACAUUCUCUUCGUUUUGAGACUCUUUUUGCGCCUUUAAAAAUGGAAGAAAGGGUUUUUGGACAUAAGCAACAGAUCUUCAUUCUCCUCAAAACUGAAAAUUUUAAUUUAUCACAGUUUGUCAGGUUAAAAUUAACCUUUUUGUUUUUUUUUGAAUUUUUUUGAAGUAUCUCACUUGGAAAAUAUGAUAUUCUGUUCAAAAUGACGAUGAAAAACGCAUAAUCCAAUAAAAAAUUGCCUCAACCUGAACGAAUUUUUGUUUUCAAGAACCGACGACUAAAAAAAAGGUCGCCUUUCGGGUAAGUUCGAACUCUGAAGAGUCUUUUCUCAGAAACUGGUUUUUUUGGGAAUAAGGCUCUCAGGAUUUGCAUCUGACACUUCAAUGAGUAGCAAAUUUCGAGAAAAUUUCCAAGAUAUUAUCAAAUUAGUCUCCUUCUAGGAUUUUUCCUUCUAGGAAAUAUUGAUUUUCCUAUACUUUUAUCAAUCUUUGUAAAAUUUAGAGCUACUAGAAGGCCAAAAUUUGGCGUUUGCAUGUUUUUGACAUGAGAAGCUAGGAAGAUUGUCCGAUUCGACCGCGGAAGCUAUGCAAAAACCAGGACUUUGAAGCCUCUUUUGUGGAAAAAUAAGACGUUUUGCAGGCACGUAAUCUUCAUUUAGUAGAUCGAAUAGUGUUCUGCCAGAAGUUCAGAAAACCUUAUUUAGGGGAACUAGGAAGUUGUGCACUACCCUGGCAGUGUACCAAUCUCCUAGGACUUUAUGAACCUCAUUUUUUCUAUAUUUUGAAAGGCAGGACGUUUUUGUGACAACCCAGCGGUGAACAGAGUAUUCGAGAAAGCCAAGAAUCGGUGUAUGCAUGUUCUCGGGCAGGAAGCUUGUCCUAUUUGAGCAGACGACGGAUUACCGCAGUGGGGAGAGUGUUUUCCCUUGUUCUUCGUGCAUUUCUAACCUCGUUUGCCUCGCCUCCUUCCCGUUUUUUUUCCGUCCUUUCGUCCGUCCGUCGUCUUCGUCGUCGUCGUUCGUAACCUUGUGUCUCUGGCGGGCCGCCUGUGAGGUCCAUUGUUUCCAUCUCCGCCAGGGGCGCCUCCUCCGAAGUCCACUUACUUUCGCGCCCAUUUCAUUUCAAUUUUGCACUUCUGUGUCUUGAUUGGUUCCGCCGACCGUUUCUCGAGAGUUGGAAUGCGAAUCGGAAUAUCGAUUUAUAUUUUUCUCGACCCUCUUUGGCCAUUUUUUGAUGACAAUUGAAGCUCAAAGCUUUUUUCUUCAAAACUUCCCUUUUUAUUACCUUCAGUGAGAGUUUCUGGACUUUGAAAAGCCUUCAGACCUUCUGAAAUAAAGCUUGAAUGCAAAUCGAAAACUUUUUUUAUUGAAGAUUUGAAUUCAAAAAAAUGUUCAUUAAAACAGUACUAUUUUGGGGGAAAUUUUCCCUCAUUCAAUCAUUCAUCCCUUCAAGCAGGUGUGAAUAGCUUCAUUUCAAACAAAAUUUGAAAAAAAAGGCUCAAAAAACUGCGUUUAAAAAAUUGCUUACUAUACCUACUUGAUCUACAUUUUGCACAGAACACAUCUCAUUUCACGCUUCGAAUUUCGUUUUCGUCAAAAUGUUUCGUUCUCUUUCCUUUUAUGCUAUUAUUGAAUUGCUGAUGUGUUUUUCUUUUGUUAGCAUUCAAAGUUUUUGAUGAGUGACUGUUUUAUCCUUUUGCAAGACUCAUUUCCAAGGCUUUUUUUGUAUACACGUGCUUUUCUGAAUUUUUCGAAAAAUUGAAGCGUCUGUCUUUUUGGGCUUAAUUUUUUUCGGAAAGAGAUUUUUUUGAAUCGAUUUAUUCUACAUUCGAGGUUGUAGAAAGGUCUAUUUUUUUCUGAUAUACAUGAUAUUUUUUUGUUAACUCUGUCGAAAACUUGAAACUAAAAAUUUUUUUAAAAAUCUUCUUGAAGUUAAAUUUCUUCCGACGCUUUCAUAAGUUGUUUAUAAUUUUUUUGCUGUAGUUUUUCGAAGACAAAAUAUUCUUUAAUUAUCAAAAGAGAUACUAUAACGGGUUUUCUCCCUCGAUUAUAAGUGUAUAUGCGCUUUUAAAUAUUACAGCGAGAAUUUAUCAUGUUUCAAGUUUUAUCGAAUGAUUUUGGAGACUUUUGACAUCAAACUUGGGAAUGAAUAAAAUGAGUCACUUUUGCUGACACGCUUCUGAACACUUCAGAAAGCUUUUUGUUGAACCAAAUACGUUUAAGUUUCAUUUUUCAACCUUUCAGACUUUUUGAAGAUUAUUGAAUUAUUUUGUUUGUUUGGAAAGCUUGUGAAUCUUUUUUUUUUCUUUUGAAUUUUCAUAUAAGAACCUUGGAAACGCAGUAUGCCUUGGUUUAAUUUUUUUCAAUUUAUAAGUAGUUGAGACGCUUUUAUCUGAAAAAGGAAUCAAAAAAGACUCAUUUUUCGCCGCUUAGAAACUUCGAACCUAGUGAAGUUAGUCACUUGUACUGAGAAUUUCAUACUUUUCUAAAUAUUUUAAUGAUUUCUUCAAACUUAGUUUGGCUUAAUUAAUUUUUUUUUAAUUUUUAAAAGUUAGGAAGCUUAUGUUUCGAAAGAAACCAAAAAGGACUACUAAUUCCACAAGAACCUUCGUACAGCGUCGAAUAAGUCGUAGAAAAUCUCAUAUUGCUCUGAAUGGUUCAGCAACUUUUUUUUCAAAACGUAUGUUAAAUUUUAAUACUUUUGAUCUUCCAGAAGUUGAGAAGCUUCUGUUUGGAAUGAACGAAAAAUGACUCAUUUUUAGGCGGUAGGGACCCUGAAACCGUGUCGAAUAAGUCACUUUGUACUGUGAAAAAGAAAAUGAGCAGUGGAGCACUCCACACCGAAACGGAGCGCAAAAUGCGAUUAACGUGAUUAAAUGCACUGUGUCGCUGGGAGGGGGAGCACAUUUGCAUUCGGCCAAACUUUGAUUCCUCGUACGUCUGUUUGAGUUUUGUCCUACACAAUCGAAUGCGGUGGUGUCAAACUCUGUUUAUUUAUUGAUAUGGGCGGCGGGCGUCGAAAAAAUUGGGGCUUUUUUGGCGGAAGGACGGGAAGUGAGGUCAGAUUGGAACAACUGAUAUUUGUACGAUCCGUCGUCCAUCGCCCUUGUUUUUUUCAUUUUCCAUCGUUUUAAAUUGUUUCGUUUGAUUUUGGUUAACAGUUUCGUUUUGUGUAUUGUUAAGGUUUGUUCCAAGUUCCUUGCUGAUUUUUUUUUUGGAGGUUUGAAGGAUUGAGCAACCGGGAAUAAAGUUGGAAAGAGUUUUUGUCUUGAGAACUUUGAGCUUUUCUAAAAAUUCAGUAAGCAUUUUUGUACUAGAAGCUUCUUUGUUUUUUUUGUUCUGUAAGAAGUUUGGGAGGUUCUUAACAAGUGAUUUGUUAUUUCUAGCUUAUUUGACAGUUAUCGGUUUUCUCUAGAGAUUUAACAAUCUGAUAAUUUAAAUUUCAACCUUACAAAGACCCCUUCGACUUUUUUUAUAGCCAAAAAUCGAUCAUGGGGUUUUUGAGAAGAAUUUUUGAAACUUUAAAUCUUUUUAUCGAUCCUUUAUAUUGUUCAAAUGAAUGAAGAUUCAAAAAGAUCAACAACGCUCAUCUUUCUUAAAAAUGUUCAUCUUAAAACAGAAUUUUGAACCAAUACCUUUAGUCGUUCAGAAAUCUGAUUGAUGAGAGGCAAGUGUCUUGGUUUUUUCAAAAACCCACUCAACAACUGUCAGAAUCCUGUUUUUUGAUUUGUUUUCGUCAAAGAAAAUAAAAAUUCAAUCUUUGGGACGUUAAUGACUUGAAAUCUGAAAUAAAUGCUCGAGAUUUUUCGUUACUGAGUUUUUAAAAAAUCGAGAAUAGAAACUUCGAAAGAAAGUUGUUUCACAACUCGGAAGCCUUUUGAAGCGAAUUUCUCGAUUUCCAGACUUUUCUCGUUCUCCUUUAGGAUCACUAGUUCUCAUUGACCAAAGCGCAGAAUGUAACAAAAUCAAAAGCAAAUUUUCUAAAAUAAACAGUUUUGCAGCAUUUUUCACUUAAAAAAAUUCCCAUUGCUCCACAAACUACACUUUUUCGGAACUGCUGAAAAAUCAGGAAAAAAGGGCUGUUAGCGUCGAAGAAUGGGUUGUUUUGCCUUGUAUUGGGUGACAAGAAGCGAACGUUCCAAACGCAAACAUUAUUCCGUUGCACCGUAUUAUCGUCAGGACCGAGGGCUGGCGCCGAACCCGUGCGUUGAUUCAUAUCCACCUCCGGCGCCCAGUUGGACUCGUUCCAACUACGUUUUUUUUUGCCUUUUUUCUGUGGAUAUGUUUUUUUUGGCAAUUAGAAUUGGUUCGCCGCUAGCCUUGGACAUUUUUUAUAGUAACAUUCGUAAUAUUAAUGUAAUAGUGUAGGGAAAGAAGAUGGUGUCGGAAAUUUAUGUUGUGAUAUUUGUUUGUCGGAAGCUAGUAUAUGAUACAGAGGUCGCUAGAAAUGAAGCAAUACGUUUUUUUUUACCAAAAAUAAUAAUAUCCCUUUUCUUUGUGCUUUCAUGAAGCUAUCGAAAUUUCGAAAAAGUUUCCGAUUUUCCGUUUCAAAAACAGGAAAUUUUUUUUUCCCCGUUUUGAAAUGCUUGGGAGCAAUUCUAUGUAAAACUUUUCAUAAAUUCGCAUGAGUAAGGUUUUUUUUUUCGUUUAAAAUGAUUUGGAUGAAGACUCUCAAAUUCAUAUUCCGAUAUAAGAUCGAAAGUGAUUAAUCACUCGAAAAAAUCGAAUAUCGUUUCGAAGUUUUCAAAAAUUGUUAUCGUUCAGAAUUGCCCGGAAAGGAAUUCUUAUGAAGCUGAGAGGGAGAAAAAAAAACGAAUAUGAAUCAUUUCAGGAAGUUUUCCCAUUCCGAAACAGUCUCUCAUGUUCUUCUCGCACGUUUUUUUGACUUCGAAUAUAACUAGCAAUCUUUUUCAAAACGUUUUCAAUCAGAAAGUGGCCCUUUUCAGGCGCUCUUUCUUGAUUUCGAUUGCCAAGAUUGUACUGAAAUGCAUUUAAAAAGGGGAUCAACCUAUAUUGAGAAGUUGAUUUCUGUCAAAGGAAUGAAGUUUCAAUUUUUGAUUUCAAUUUCGCUCUCUCUCCGUUCUGAUUUUAAAUUUUUUGUGUGAAAUUCAUAAUUCACAAAUUCACGGAGGUUUUUUGUCGUUUCCGAACCUUUUACUCUUUUUUUGAAUCGAAAUUCUCAAAAAAAUGAACUGAAUUCGACAGAAAAUUGGAUCAGUUCAGCUCGAUUCUUUCUUCUUCCCGAUUCGUUGUUUGACUGAUGACUCUUCUUUUGAAAUCGCAUUCCUUUCAUGGCUCUUUUUUAUGUUGAUAGGCGAGAGACGUUCCUCUCCCACACGAUCGCGGGAAAAAAAGUCAGAAUUUUUGCAGUAUUAUUCACAUUUUUCUCCGUUGUCAUUUUAUUGUCUGGGAGUUUGUGUGGGAGUCGAUUGUUUGCUGAUUUUUUCAACGAAAAAAUGGUCUGAUUGGUAGAUUUUUGUCGGUUUUCGUGAGGCAAAAAGUUUUUUUUAUUACUUGAAAUCGACUAAAUGACGCUCUAAAUUUUUUUUCCUCAAUCUCGAUCCGAAUUAAGCUUCGAUCUUGAUUCAGUGCGUAUUUUUUUUUACGAAACUUUAUGUUUUGGCCUUUCCUUCAAAAUUUUGUACGUGAAAAUGUCUAAAUAUGCCAUUCUACAGUUGCUGUUGAACAUUGAGCCCUAGAUACUGUUUUUUUUUCACACUUUUUUUUUCUUAAAAUUCGAGUUGCUCAGCUUUUUGAGCCCUUUCAAAGUAUGAAAAACGAUUUUUUUUUUCGGCUUAACGUCAAGAACAACUUUAUGAGACAUUUUAAAGCAUUUCAAGCAUUUUAGUGGCGCAGAAUUGUCUCAUAAUCGAUUCAUUCUGCUACUAUUCUCAUUUUUUAUCAUUUGGUGUCAAAAUUUGAACAGCCCCUUCUCUUUUUUGCUGUACAGCUGUUACAACGCAAGAACUCUUUCCCGGGCGCGUGUUCUUGAUGUUCUUUUCGUUUUUAUUGCAAAUUGCCUUGAAGUUCCUCAUUUUAUUCUUGAGUUUUUCAGGAUUUCAACGGAGAAAGAGCGGGGGAGGCGGCUUUUGUCGACGGUUUUCAUAAGAAGCGGCGCACAAAUCAGAGGAAAAUGUCGAAAAAAGCGGUUGGUUUUCGGGAUUUUCAGGGAGUAGAGGAGUAUUUUAACCGGUUCUUUGGAAGGAAAAAUUCUUGAAAUCACAUUUAAAAUUGUUUUUUUUUUAAAUAUUUUUUUAGGAGAAGGAAUAUGAAUAAAGCGCAGUUUUUACGAAAUUUUAGAUAUUCAAAAAAUUCAAAAAAAAUUUUUUUCAAAACGGAUAUUUAGAGUUCAGAUUAUUUUUUUAUCGCAAGUCAAACCAUUAUUAUUUGGAUAAGGACUUCUCAAAAUUUUUGAAAUUACUAUUCCAGGUUAUUAACAUUUUGUGAAUAUUCAUAAAAACGGAAUUUUGAAACAUUUUAAUAUAUUUUAACCCACAAAAAAUUAUAAAAAGUCCUUUAUUCGUGAAAUCAAACGUUUUCAGCUCAAAGGAAACAAGGAACUAAUUAAAUUUUUCUUUUGAGACUGGGCGAUAAGUUAAAGAAAAAAAAGAUGAGAAGAAUGGAUUUUCGUGAUGGAAAGAAGGUUGAGGCGAAUUAUUCGAAUAAACAAAACGAAGGCAAAUGAAUAAUUUAUGCCAAAAAAAGAUGAAAAUUUCAAAUUUUUGAAAGGGAAAAUUCAAAACCUACUUACUAAUUAACUACACUGGUAAGAGGGGCGAAUGCUGAUAAAAGAAGGGGAGAAAAUGUUGGCAUUAUCAUUGGAAACCUCGGCACACGGCGCUUAUCAGAAUCCGCUCAUUUUCUGCUCACAAACUCGCUCCACACUACCGCGCCUUUUCACUAUUUUGUGUGUACGCGAAAAAUGGUCGCCAUCCACGAUGAUGUUGGUUUUUGCCCCGUUUUCAGUUGGAAAUAUUCAGUUUUUUUUUUGAGUUUUUAAGAAAAAAAUGAAUGUUUUCAGAGUAAUUUCUGCAAUACCAAAACUGACGAGUUUUUCGUUGAAAAUGAUUUUGAGAAAUAGGCGAAAUUAGAGCCCGAAGAGCUUUUAAAAGUGAGCUUUACAACGAUUAAUUCCAAGACGUAACUUUAUACAGUUAUUUGUACGUGCGAAUUUGAGUUUUUCGUUGAGAAUUCUCAAAAAUUUUCAAAAUCUGGAGUUCGCGCGUAAAAAUCACUUUGAAAAGCUAUAUAUCGUUGUAGGACCAAUUUCUAGCUGGGAAACGUAGUUUUUCUGAAUUUUUUUUUUGGCGUUCUCGGAAGAAAUUUGAGGAAAAUGAUGCACAAGCAGUAAAAGUGACAGGUUAAGCUUCGCUAAAAAUUGAAAAUAAAGUUACCAAACAUUUUUUUAAAUUUUUCGGUAUAAUACUUGAUAUUUUUUUGGCUUAUUUUUCAGUUGCAAAUGGUGUUUUUUCGAUAAUAAAUUAGUCGGUUUUGCGAAUUUCUCAUCUGAAAAAGCCUCUAAUUUUUCUUUUUUUAACUUUUUUUGAAUUUGAAAAUGUUAAUUCUUGAAGACAUUACAGUAAAAGCUUUCUUUUUUUGUGAAUAAAAUUCCUGUCUUGUGGCGAUAAGCCGUUUUUUUAGUUAAAGUCUGGGUCAUGGAAUCAAAUAAAGGUUUUUUUAUAGGUUAUAGGCUUCAGUGACAUUUCAAAAUCAUUUGGAGCUGAGAAAAAUAUGUGAUUUAUGUUUUGAAAUAUAGUUAACAAAUAGGAACUGAAUAAAUGUUUGUAUUUUGCAGAUAAAUGUGCGCGUCACGACGAUGGACGCGGAACUGGAGUUCGCGAUCCAGUCGAGCACCACCGGCAAACAACUUUUUGACCAGGUCCUUGAUUUUUCUUUAUUUGAGCAAAAUAAACAUUUCUCCAGGUCGUCAAAACCGUUGGCCUUCGCGAAAUUUGGUACUUUGGUCUUCAGUAUAUCGAUAAUAAGGGUUGGUUAGAUGGAAAUUGAAGGGAUCAUUAUAAAAAUAUAGACUUUUCAGUCUUCGGAAUGAUAAAUAUACGGGGUUUUGGUGAAAAUUGAGCUGAAAGCUUUCUUUCAGAAAAGUGUAGGUGCCAUUAAUUUGGAGUUCAAGUCUUCGAACUUCUUUAAUUUACUUGAGUUUUUUUUUCUGUUCUUUAUAGUUCUGGAAAACUUUCUCAGGGGAAUUUUCUGAUUAGAGAAAGAUAAUCUCAUUUUUCCAGUUGAUUUGAGAUUUUUCUGUACUUUUUGAAAAUUUUCCAGGAUUUCCCACGUGGCUGAAGCUCAACAAGAAGGUCCUUUCUCAAGACGUUAAGAAAGACUCGACGUUGGUUUUUAAAUUUCGCGCCAAAUUCUACCCGGAAGACGUCGCCGAGGAGAUCAUCCAGGACGUUACGAUGGUAAUAAUUUAUUUCGUUUUUUUAGGAAUAAUCCUCGAAAUUUUUGAAAGUUUAUCAGGUGAAAAUUGUGGAAAAAAAAUAUCAAAGUUUUAUAUUUUUUUGAAGAAUUUCGAUUAUUUUUUUAGCGGAAGAUUUUUUUCAAAAAAAUGUAAAGUUGAACUGCAAGAGAAGAAGUUGGGAUGGAGAAUUCGAGGGAUUACUUGAGUAUUUUCAAGACUUUUUAGGGGUCUCUUUCCAUUUUUUUCAGAAGUUUUUUUAUUUGGGAUUUUUUUAAUAGAUAGAAAACUUUUUGUUUCUUUUUCGAUCGGAAAUAUACAAGAACCGGGUAUUUACUAAAAGCAAUUCCUAAAAUUUCUUCGAAAAAAAUUGAAUUGAGAUUCUCAGGGAAUACUUUUUUUCGAAAUAUUCUUUUUUUCAAAAAUGUGUCCUCAAUAGAACAUUUUUUUAGGGGUCUCUUUCCAUUUUUUUCAGAAGUUUUUAUUUGGGAUUUUUUUAAUAGAUAGAAAACUUUUUUUGUUUCUUUUUCGAUCGGAAAUAUACAAGAACCGGGUAUUUACUAAAGCAAUUCCUAAAAUUUCUUCGAAAAAAAUUGAAUUGAGAUUCUCAGGGAAUACUUUUUUUCGAAAUAUUCUUUUUUUCAAAAAAAUGUGUCCUCAAUAGAACAUUUUUUUAGGGGUCUCUUUCCAUUUUUUUCAGAAGUUUUUUUAUUUGGGAUUUUUUUAAUAGAUAGAAAAACUUUUUUUGUUUCUUUUCGAUCGGAAAUAUACAAGAACCGGGUAUUUACUAAAGCAAUUCCUAAAAUUUCUUCGAAAAAUUGAAUUGAGAUUCGGUGGUAUGAAAAGAACACCAGCGAAAAUUCAAACGGCGACUUUUCCGAUUUUUUCAAAUCGCUAGGGAACUUUCCGACGGCCACCUUUCCGACUAAUCUUUUUUUCCGACUUUUUUUCUCGAUAAAAUCUUCGUUUUAAAUCUUCCUAUACAAAUUAGGUAGUUGGUUCAUGAUUAAAAACACAAAGAAAUAGGGAUAAAAAAAUGUGAAUAGAUGUCUUAUAAACCGAAAAAAAUAUAAGGGAAAAAAAGUCGGAAAAAAAGUUUCGUCGGAAAGGUGGCCGUCGGAAAGCUCCCUAGCGAUAUGAAAAAAUCGGAAAAGUCGCCGUUUGGAUUUUCGCUGGUGUUUUUUUCAUACCCCUGAGAUUCUCAGGGAAUACUUUUUCGAAAUAUUCUUUUUUUCAAAAAAAUGUGUCCUCAAUAGAACAUUUCAUUUAUUCAUGAUUUCAAUCAAUUUCCGGACAUUGGGAAUUUUUUCGUAUAAACUACCACAAAUACCGCCUUUUUUGCAUUUUGAAGGCAUUUAGAACGUUGCGUGAAUCGUAUUUUGUCGUGGAAAGGUUAUAGAGCGGCUAUGACAUUAUUUCUCGGCCUACGUUUUUUUAUUCUUUUUUUUUUAAGCACUUUUUUGUAAAACCUAAUUUCUGUGGAAGUUUCCAUGAGCCCACGGUUGUAAUUGGUUAUAAAUUUCGAAGGCUUUGUAAUUUUCUUCGCUCGAACUUUUUUUCGAAGUUUUAUAAAUUGAUUAGAAAUCCUUAUGCCGUGUUAAAGUUUAUCACCGCGAAGUUUAAAAUGAUUUUUGACUCUCCAAAAGUUAGCUAUCUUUUUCUUUCUGUGGCGGCUAUUUUGAGUUUCGCAAAAUCAGACAAGGCAUCAUUUUUUUCUUGCAUUCAUAUUCAUUAUCAGAGCAUUUCUGUGUCUCUUUUCCCAAUAAUUGUUCCCGAAUUUGCCAAGACAUCAUUCUUUCUCCAUGGCACUCCCUUAUCAGCAAACGUUGGCAAAAAGUUGUCCGUCCAGAAACUGAAAAUCGAGAAUUGAUCGAUGGGGUGCACGUUUUUCCCCUGGAUCUCAAACGGAAACGCGACUUUUUUGGGCGUUUCUCCGGCCCGUCCCCUCAAUGCAUAAUGUAGGCGUGAGAAUGUUCAAUGAGUCAUGUAUAUGUGUUUGUGUGCUGAUGGCGUCGGACACCCGGUUUGACGAAACCAAAUUUUGGAUUGAACGACGGGGAUUUCUGGGAAAAUAAAGGGAAUUUCAGAGUGAUUUGAUAGAAAAUUAAGUUUAUGAACUCUUUAAACUUUGCAGAAAUUUUUGAAUAGUUAAGGUUGGGUUUUGAGGAAUCACAAAAGCAAUUAGAUUUCGACAAGACGAAAUUUUUUUAUUGAAGGAAGGAGAUUUUUUUCGUAAUAUAACGGACUAAAUUUUAAUAAAAAGCGGUACUAUUUCUAAAAAUUUCAGAACUUUCAGGAGCGGUUUUCGAGAAUUUACCGAAGUAAAAAAAUUUUUUUGUCGUUAAGAUUUUUUUGACGUCAUGAUAUUUCUAUCAAAGGAAUUUUAAAGAAAUUAGACUCAAUUUUUUUGAAAAAAAGCAGUCGAAUUCGUAGGCCCUUCUACAGUUUUUUUCGCAGGUUUUUUUGAGGAGUUAGAAAGUAAAAAAAUCUUGCCGGAAAAAAAGGUAUUUGAUUUUUUUUUUAGUAAGAUUUCCUUGUGUCACGUUUUGUCAAAGUCACGUUUUAAAAUCGAAAAAAAUGUGACGGUUUUUUCGGAAUUUGUUAAAGAAAAAAAGAGCCUCAAAAAAAUCAGUUUGGAAAAGCAUUUUUGCGAAACAAUGUAUAUAGAACUUUAUAAAGUAGAAUUUUCUGUUGCAGCUUUGUAAUUCGUUCAAUAAUAUAUUUUUUUUGCAAUUUUCGUCUCGUCAGGAAAUAUAUUUUAUUGAAUACACCCUAAACUCCUAGCGAGAGAUCAUAUUCCGAGGACGCAUCUUUUUUUUUUGGUCCAAACCGAACCCGGGUGCGUCACACGUGUCGCAAAAAAAAAGAUUCGACGUCGCAAAUUUAUGGACAAAAAGAGAGAAAACGGCUCGGUUGCGAAGGAGCGACGAAAUUGCGUUUUGAAUGGACCUUUUUUGGGAAGUUCCUGACCGGAAUCGGGGACCUAGUGAAAUAUUCGCUUUCCCGCUGAAAAAGGAUGGGUUUAUUUAGUGUGGAUGAAGAAAGUGAAGAAAAAAAACCGUAUAUGAAGUAAAAACUUGAACUUUUUGAUACCAAUGCUGUGGUUCUUUUUUAAGUAAAUCGAAAAUAAGCAAGUAAAUCGAAAAUUUUCGAAAAUCGCAAAGAAAAAAGAGAAGAAGCUGGAAAGAUCAGAUUAGUAAGAGGAAAAGGUAGCGUGGAAUUUUUUUUUUCUAAUUUGGUUAAAUAUUUCUUCGAACUCCGCCUAGUUUCCCUUUGUGUUUUGGGCAAUACUACGUAUUCAAAGAAGAAAAAUGGAAUUUAUAUAAAUGGAAAAAAAUAAAUGUAAGUUUAUCGAUGAAAAGACCUCAUUAUAAUUGAAGUCUAAGGAGAAAAAAUAGUUGUUUUUUCGCUUUGGAAGCUCCUAAUUUUUCAGCGUCUGUUCUACCUGCAAGUGAAGGACGGCCUCCUGUCGGAUGAGAUCUACUGUCCGCCGGAGACUUCGGUCCUCCUGGCCAGUUACGCCAUGCAGGCCAAAUAUGGCGACUACAAUCCGGACACCCACACGGCUGGAUGUCUGACGGCUGAUAGGUACACGUGUUUCUUAAAUUUUGAAACAAUAUUUAAAAAUUGGUUUGAAUGAGGAAUCUUGGACGCAGGUAACUGCUGAUAUUUCUGUAACAUUGGGAGAAUAAUUCAAAAAAAAUAAUCAUCCAAAAUUUUGAGCUUAGUGUAGAUUUUUCAUCAAGUCUUUUUCCGGAUUCACUUUUUCUAUCGUACUCAGAUCUUGCGGGGAUAUAAGGAGUAGCCAGCACUCCUCAAGUAAUCGCUAGAGACAGAAUAACUCCACUUGAGUGACCACUCACAGAAGAACUUUGAACCUUUGAUGGAACUCGGCUGAGUUGAACUUCAGGGUCUUCUGAUUCCAUAACAAGACAAAAUUUUCCAGAUUUCAGUCGAGUUAUUAGCGUUAUGAAUGACUAUAAGGCAAAUAUUGAGAAAGUUUGUCUUAUUAUAUGGGGUUCGAAUAGAAUUUCAGCCAAGUUUAAGCAAAGAAUCAAGGAUAAAAAAAACCCUUCCCUUGUUGGGUCAUUGAUUCCUUAUUUUUAUAGAUUUUCACCGAGCUGUUUUAUACAUAACUCGCUAGCAACCUUUGCUGUUUCAGACUGCUCCCGCAGCGCGUCCUCGGACAGUUCAAACUCAACUCGGAGGAAUGGGAACGGCGGAUCAUGACCUGGUGGGCCGACCACAAGGGGACGACCCGAGAACAGGCGAUGCUCGAGUAUUUGAAGAUCGCCCAGGACCUGGAGAUGUACGGAGUCAAUGUGGGUGGUUGUGUGAUCGUCGUAAGAAAAAAAAAUGUUUUUGGAGAAUUUUUGAUUUGAAAAAGUCGUUCUGUUCUGGAGAUUUUUUAAUAGCGAGUAAAAUAAUGGUGUGCUUGAAUAAGAAAAAAGAUAUUGAAAAAAUGCUUGUUUUUUCACAGAAAUCUUCAUUUUUAUGAUGAUAAUGGAUCCAAUUUCUCAAGAGAAAAGGUUGAUUUCAAGACAAAAUUGAAGUUUACGAAAUUAAUUAACUUUUUUUGAAAUGAGCGUUCUACGAAAAUUUUUCUCACUAGGGAACUACUCGGACUCGGGUACGCGUAUCGAGUUCAAACUUUAGUGGUUUAUAGACCUAAGUGAGAAUACUUGAAAAAAAAGUGUGAAUAUCUGCUAAACCCAAUAAAGAACUAGAAAAUUUGAAAAUUAGGCCUGAGAAUUUUCAGAAUAUUGCUUUUUACCUUAUUUUUAUAUUUUAAUACAAUCGUCUUGAAUGAUCCGGCUAUGAUAAACUCUAAAAAAAACUUUAUUUCCAGCCAAAAAGAAAAAAAGGAAAAACUGAAAUUUGAUAAUUUUCAAGCCUAAAUUGUUCAUUUUUCAAAAAAAGCUUUUUCUCAGAAGCCUAUGGGGUUUAGCAGAAAAUCUCUCUUGUUUCCAAGUACUCUUACCCGGGUCUAGGAGCCACCAAAGUUUCAACUUGAAACGCGUACCCGAGUCCGAGUAGUUCCCUAGUCAGUAUUUUUUUCUCUUGCUUUUUUUUUUUUUUUGACACUAAGGUUCUAUAUUUGAUUAUGAAUAAAACAACAAAUCGGAACGAAUUAAAAUGCAAUUUUUCUGCUUUUCGGUAGAUCUUUCUCUUUUUGCCUUUUCUGGAAAUGGAGAUUUUAAACUUUGAAGAUUUUGAAAAGAAACAUAUAUAUGUUUUUCUAAAACUUCCUUGUUCUUUGAAGAGAUCUCCUAGACGAAUUCCCUUUUUCAGUACUUUGAAAUCCGCAACAAGAAAGGCACCGACCUGUACUUGGGAGUGGACGCUCUUGGCCUGAACAUUUACGAUAAGGCCGAUCGAUUGUCGCCGAAGGUAGUUUCAGAGAAAAAAAACGAAGAAGAUGAUCAUUUUUCUCCAGGUCGGAUUCCCUUGGUCCGAAAUCCGCAACAUUUCCUUCAACGACAAGAAGUUCGUCAUCAAGCCGAUCGACAAGAAGGCCCAUGUCAGUGUAAAAAAUUAUGGAUUUUCAUGAACACAAUUUUUUAUAUUGAUCCGAAAAAUUUUUUUUGAGCUCAUUUGUCGGAAGCAGCUUCAAUAUGCAUUGAAAAAAUUUUAAAAAGUUUUUAUAAAAUAAUUUUUGAAUUUCUGAGUGUAUUCAAAAAAGUAGGGAGUUCUUAAAGUUGUGCCAAAAAUCUGAGCAAUCUGAAUGGAAGUUUGGUAAUACUAUCAAUUUACGGAGUAUGAAAUUUUUUUCGGAAAGAUCCAUGUUUUGUGUGGCCCGCAAACCGUGUACAGUACCGUCAGAAAAAUUGCGAGAAAAUUUUUUUGCUCACAAUUCCUUGUAUGGAGCUCUAUCUUUCGGAAAAUUCCUAAGCUGUGUUAUUUUUCCUGUAAGUUGAAAUUCAACCUGAGUGUUACAAAACAAAGAUCCAGAAAUAUUGAACUCCAUACAAGGAAGUUGUGAUCAUAAACCGGUUUUUUCGUAUCUUUUCUGAUGGAACUUUAUUCACAAAAACUUUUUACUCGAAUCUUCGGAGCGGAUGGUUGUAUUUUGCAGGACUUUGUCUUCUACGCGCCACGCCUUCGCAUCAACAAGCGAAUCCUGGCCCUCUGCAUGGGCAACCAUGAGCUCUACAUGCGACGCCGCAAGCCCGACAGCAUCGAAGUCCAGCAGAUGAAGCAGCAGGCUCGGGAGGAGCGGGCUCUGAAGCACGCCGAGCAGGAACGCCUCAACAAGGUGUCUCGUCGAAUAUUUUUGUCGGAAAAAAAGAAAUUGAUCCAAAUUGAUUGGUUCAUGUGCUUAUUCCAUAGAAGCCUUUGUUUCGGGAAAAAAAUACGCAGAAAAUGGCCUCACUUUGAAUAUUUCAGAAAUUUGCGAAAUAAAUUCCAAAAACAGAUGUAUAGGAGCAUCUCAUUCGAAGAAAAAAAACACUUAAAACCCAACUAAACUGGGAAUACAUUGCAGGAGACGAGUGCCCGCGAAGAAGCCGAAGCACGACAACGCGAGGCCGAAGAUCGCAUGGCACGGAUGACGGCCGACAUGGAGCGGGCGAAGCGCGAGCUCGAGGAAGCCCACAACACGAUCCACAGCCUCGAGGCUCAGCUCCGACAGCUCAAACUCGCCAAGGAGGCCCUCGAGUCAAAGGAGGUCGAGCUCCGCGAGCUCACUGCUCAGCUCCAGAGCGAGAAGGCCAUGAGCGACGAGGAGAGACGUCGUCUCCGCGAGGAAGUCUUGUUCAGGGAGAACGAGGUGAGUAUUAGAGGGCUCAUAGAGAAUAGAUUCUGCCAAUGGAGAAAAAGAAUCUGAUAAAGUUGUCUCAUGGCUCAUAUUUGAACUAAGAAUAUAAGAAAACGGCCGUGUUGAUAUCUGAAACUUCUAACUGUGUAGAACCUGCAGAAUUAUUCUGAAUGCUUUGACUUUUUGAGUUGAAACUUUUAGUUUAGUUCUUAUAAAUACUUUGUUUCGUAAACUAAUUGUUCUUCUGUAGGUCUCCGUUAUGCGCACUGAGGUUGAACGACAAGCUCAAGUCACCAACCACCUUCAGUCCCAGGUUUGAAAAGUUUUCCAAUAUUUUUUUCCUUGAGACUUUCCGAGCAGAACUUGAAAUUUUCAUCCUUUUUUCCAGGUCGACUCGCGCAACCGACAACUGCACCAGCACAACAAUAUUCACACGCGUGAGGAGAUGCACACCGACGAGGAGGAGAAUGGAACUACUGGUUGGUUUCAGAAGAGAUUAGAAGAAAAUUAACAGCAAUGAAUUGUUGAAAAUUCCAACAGUUGCUGUAGGUCGGGUGAACAAUAUCUUGCGGAAUAGCGUCAUCCCUACAAGCUUAACUUUUUUGAAAAUCGUUUUUAUCCAAUCUUCAAAUUUUGAGUUCAGCUAGCGGGGAAUUGAACAUCUACAAUGACUAAAGCGAAGAAAAAUAAAAGAUUUUUCUGGUGAUAACUAAAUGUCUUCCAGAACUGACCAACGACGCCGACCAGGAUGUUCCGCAACGCGAACUCGACCGCGUCACGGCCGCCGAGCAGAACGUCAACAUCAAGACCAAGCUGGAGCUGCUCACCCGGGAACUCGCCGACGUCAAAGACGAACGCGGCGUCACCGACUACGACGUUCUUCACAUGGAGGUCAAUAUGAGGAUAAUGGAGGCUGAGAUGUUUUGAAACGGGGAUGAUAAGAUCUUUCGAAGUGAAAGACGGCUUAUAAAAAUAUAGAAGAUAAUUGAGAUAAAGAUCAAACUUAGGGAGGAAGUUGACUUUUCUUGGCGUUUUAGAAGAAUAUCCAAUUCCUUUUGAAAAUUUUUAGUUCACAGGAUUUUCAAACACGGUAAAAGAAAACUACAAAAAGUCAAUUUUAUCGGCGGUGUGAGCAGUUGAAAGAAGAUAUUUUUAUGAAUUAUGGUCAUUUUUUUCUUCACUCGCCAUUUUUUUGAUGAAUUCUGAUGCCACGUGAAUUAGAUUGAAGAAGUCACCGUCUUUGUGUUUUCUUAUUCCAAGGCGAAGAUCGCUCUCUAUUCGGAUGAACUCUCAGAAUGACCGCGAGGUUUUGAGCCCUUCCAAAUGCGACCAAAUCCUUUCAAACCGUGGCCAUUGUAUCACAAAAUUAUUUUACAGCAAAAAGAUGCAUUUCUGAACUUGAAUAUAGAUUUGUAAUGUAAUUAUUUGCAGAACAAGAAGGCCGGCCGCGACAAGUACAAGACUCUGCGCCAAAUCCGCGGAGGUAACACAAAACGCCGAAUCGACCAAUAUGAAAAUAUGUGAUUCCCCCAUAUCACCACAAAGAAUCCCCGUUUUUUUAAAUCGAUAGUAGGUUGUUGAAAGUGAAAAAAAUCAAUUUUAAGUGUAUUUUUGUGUGUUAAUUAUUCUAAAUUUGUUCCAAUUCACCCUGAAUAAUGUUUGAUUUCGAAACGUUGUGCCAACUUUUUGUUUUUAUCGUUUGCAAGAAUUUUUAUGUAUUUUUCACAUAUCUCUCUCUGUUAUCAUGCCUUAAAAAUCCCGAAUAAAAAUCCCCGUUCAGCACUUUUUCUUUCUUUCUUUCUUAUUACUCUGUUUUUUUGAUACAAAAUUCGACAAUCAUAUCCGCCCAUUGCCAGCUCCUUUUCUCGGAUUCUCUAUCUUAUUUUUUUUACAAAAUAUUUAUUCCUCGAACGCGAAACAAUUCUCUCCCCAAGUCUAGCGCAAUUUUUGCACGGUUUUAUUUAUUGAUUGAUUUCUAAAGUGAUUUUUUUAAACCGACUCGGUUUGAUUUUAAUCGAAUUCACUUAUUUUCUCAUACGUGCAUGUGAAUAAACGUAUUCUAUGAAGAAUCAAGUAGCAAUGAAAGAAAGUUGAAGUUCAAAUAAAAUAUUUGAAGAAAUUUGGUUACUGUAAUUGUCCUCCUCGCAUACACGUACUGCACCGGAUACGCUAGCUCACGCGCAUUUUUCUUUAAAAUUUUUUUAUUUUCUAAGAAAGCUAAAAGCUUGGAUGAUUGGUUAUUCUCUGACGGUUUAAAAGUUUCAGAUGCUCCGAAUUAUGAAUCUUUUGUAAAAAAUAAAAUUUUUUGUUCCAAACGGACAGAAAAUUUACAGAUGACCACAAGUUUUUUUAAUUAAAAAGUCAAAAAAAGAAUAAUCCGAGUUUUUUUCAUGUUUCGAAAAAGAGACCGCGGAUUGAAAACUCGUCAAGUAUGGAUUUUAAGAAUUUUUUAUAGUGUCAGAUUUCUGAAGUCGUUUGUUUUUCAAGCGUUUACUUGGUUUAGUAGGCGAUUCCGUACUUUUUGUGUUCCAAAAAGAAAAGUAACAUUUCAAUCUUUUCAGAAUCCCAUUUUUUUGUUACUUGAUAGUUCGUAUUUUUUUCUUUUUUUCAAAAAUUUUUAUUCUAAAAUUUUUCAGAAAUGAGCAGUAUGAGGAGAGCUUUACACACGACUGCAGUUGUUCUGCGCGGCCGCAGUGCUUUUUAUAAUAUUCAUAAAAAGGUUCAAUUAAGUUCUCAAAUUUGAUUUUUACGUUUAAAAUUUUAGGUCGAUGAUCCAGCAAAGCAGGACAUGGAAUAUUUUGAGAAAAAAGCUCGUCUUCUACCUCUUGGUUGGAAUUUUCAUGGAAAAUUGAAAUUAUUGCCAUUUUCAGAUGAAAACUACGUUGACGCUUUGACCAAGUUGUACUAUGAGAAAAUAGGCAGCGAACGGGAUUUGGGACUGAAAGCGGCUGAUAAUUUGGUGAUUAUAUUGGUGUUAAAAAUCCUCUCAGUGGUGUUGAAUAACUUUAUUUUUCGCUGAAAACAGCUCUAUAUCUUGAGAUUUCUUUGAGAAACAUGGACAAAUUUUAUGAAGGCCUCGAGACGAAAAGAUGUCUUUAGUGUGAUUUAAAACAUAUACAAUUUUUUUGCUUCAAAUUACCCAGGCGAUACCUUUUUAGCGAAAUUUUGAGUCACCUUUUUCUAUUUUAUUUCUUCAGAUCUCCGAAAAAGUCACAUUCGGCCUUCCUUCCAUCGAUUUUUCGAAACCCAGAGCCGAAUUUGAGGAUUUGGAUACUUUGGAGAAUGCGCCGGCCAGUGUGAAAAAGAUUUUUAGGUUGAUUUUUGAGAAAAUAUGAGGAAAAGGAUGAUUUUCAGUGUUGAAAUGGCGAGCCGACGGCAACUUUCGUCGGAAUGGAAACAGUCGUUGAUCAAUUCGGUUCGACGGCAUUCUUUGGACACGAAUAGUCCUGAAAUGAAAAGUAGGGACAGUGGAAAUGAAAGGAAAGAAUUAGUGAAAAAAAUGUUGCAAAAAAAUUCAAGAAAAAUUUUUUUAAAAAUUUUUGAGUUUGUUCUUAAUUUCUUUUUUUCUUUUUUUAAUGAAAUUAUGAUUAAGAGUCGUGUUAACUCCGAGAAGAAAAAUUGAAUUGAAAUCUUGAUUCUUUUUUAAAAAAAUUCUUUGUACAAUAAAUAAAUUCGUAUAUUUUUUUCAGAAAUUGAGAAAAAGAAAAAAAGAAAUUUGGUAUUGUUUUUGAAAAAAAUCAGACGAUUAGUCAUAGUAUCAAAAAAACGUGUGGCAUUUUAUUACAUCUUUUUCAAAACAUUGUUAAUAUUUUUCUUAGAAAAAAAGUUGAUAUCCUCAAUCAUUUUUAUACCAAAAGCCUUGCUGUAUGGUUUAAUUUUGAAAAAACUCUAUCCAGGCCUUUUUCUAAAAAUUCAAAACUUUGUUUUGAAAAUUUCCAUGAAUGUUAUUAGUUUCGAUUUUAAAUGAUAAUUCAGAAUUUUUUUGAAUUUCAGUCGGUUGGCUGACGGCUUUGAUCCGACAUUGGUCGCUUCUGGUCGAUGAUAUUGGGCAGGGAACUGAUAAGGUUUUUUCUUUGAAGUUUAUCAAUUGAUAGUUCUAAGCCUUCUUCAAAGACCAUUCUGUUUCUUAAACCUCUGGUUUGGUUUUUAAAAAGCAUCGGAAUUUUUCAAAAAUGUUUCAAGGAGAAAAAAAACGUUUUCAGUGUUAUUUCAGGACUUUAUAAUCUUUUCCAGCGUUUUUGAAGAUAAUUUGAGUUUAAACAUUGUGAUGAAACUUGUAGAAGCCCACCUGGCUCACCCACCGUAUUUGGCUUGUUAUCAACGAAAGAAGGAGGCUUCUUAGAAUUCUGAGGUCUGAUAAAAUCAUGGACGCCUUGACGGUUUAUCUUUUCAGAGAAGAAAACAAGGAAUCGUUCGAAAAAGUAAUAAAAACGCUGAAAAUCUCGUAUCACGUACCGAAGCCGUUGACCCAUGUCAAGACGAGAAAGGUUUUUUUUUUCUUUUUUCAAAUCUUUUGGAUCAUUAUCAUUUAAAAUGAUUGAAAUUAUGCAUUUUUUUGAGAAAAAGUAGUCAAUUUUUGACGAAUUUUUAUGAUUUUUCUCGCGUAAGAUUUGUUGGCUGAAACAUUGGUUUCAAGGCUUGGGCUGAGGCUCAACUGCGGGCCAGGGUCGAAGAGGAGAAGGAGAAGCGACUGGACGAGCUACACACGACCUAUUUGAGGGAGAAAGAAGAGGCGACGGAGAAGAACCGAGCAAGAAGACAGUUGCUUCAGAAGGAGCUCGCCGAGGUCAGGAGAUUUCUGAGAAACUGAGAAAAUGGAAUUUCCUUCAUUAUUCUUAUUCUUUUUUUGAUUUUCGUCACCUUCUUUUGCCCAGCUUUACUUAGCUAUCGUUUCUUCAAGGAAAAAAGAGAAGCAGAUUCUAGAAAAUGUUUCUCUGCAUCAUUCUUCGAAAAUUCAUAUUGGUCGUAGAGAAAAAUUAUUUCCAUUGGUGGUAAAAUAAAAAGAUUUGAUCUUAUUUGACGAUAGUCAUCAAAAAAAUUUUGAACUAGAAUAAAUUAAGUCAUUUUUUCCUAGUGUUAGAGUAUCGUUUUCUAGAACUGGGAAGCGUUAUGAAACAAAUUGUUUCAUAUCAACGUUUUUUUUUUCUUAAAGGUGGAAGGAAAGAUGACGGCGAUCGGGAAAAAUUGA
Messenger RNA from Caenorhabditis auriculariae, 27032 nucleotides. The record is from the annotation of a GenBank genome assembly. Lineage: Eukaryota; Metazoa; Nematoda; Chromadorea; Rhabditida; Rhabditidae.